AUGGGAUUCUCGGCUCGCGGCUCGGGUUCCGAUAAUGCUUCCCAAUGGAAGAAGAAGGAGGCUCCCGCGGCUUCUCUCUCUUCUCGAUCUCGUACUUCUCAGCGGCCACAGUCGCCUCCGGUUGUGGCUACCAUUGGUAUUCUUGAGGUUGUAUACGAAGAAGACGAUCUGAAGGCCUUGGAGCCAAGAGGUGAUUCGGCGGCUCUGCCUCCCAGAAACAGGGGUUUCGAUUUCAGGAGAGCCGUCGGCGGUGGAAACUCCAAAGGAAAUGGGAAACCCCACGCGAAUGUCACUGGUGUACGUACGGACGAACGAAACCCUAACAUUGGAGUCGAUAACUCCCAAAAUUCUUCGGGGUACGGUACUGGGAAACCUUCGCCGGUAGCUAGGUCGCAGGAAACUGCUCGUCCUGCACAAUCAGUCGGCGAGGGAAGUUCAAAGGUCAGUGCCGCCGCGGGAAAAUUCAACGGGAACGUACUGUACAGACUUUACUUUAAGGGCUUGGUGAGCGAUGAGGUUGGGAAGGGGAAGACGACGGACGUGGUGGCUGGAUUUGGGAUUGCUAUCUGCGACCUGAGGGAUAACCUGUUGUUUGAGAUGAAGGGACCACUGGUUGACCGCGACGCGAGUCGUCAGGGAGCGGAGACUAAGGCAUUGACACGAGGACUAACCGAAGCCUUGAAGUUGGGGAUCAAACAGAUCGCGUUUUUCUCCGAUUCGUAUCCGAUUUUCCAAUACGUCACAGGAAGAUGGGUGCCUAAGCAGAAAAAGAUUUCGAUCCUAAUCAAUGCUUUGCAACAGAUCAGGCAACAGUUUACAGCUAGUCAGCCUGUUCUGGUGACUGGAAGCGAAGUGAAAUUUGCUUAUAAACUUGCUAGGGAAUCAGUCGUUUCUCAAGUCACCCCUCUCAGAGAUCCUCGCCAAGUUAGAGCAGCUCGGAAAGAGGAGUGUCGUAUCUGUUACAAUGAUACUGUUGCUGAACGCAUGUUUUCUGUCGGCAAAUGCCGUCACCGCUUUUGCUCUCCGUGCGUGAGAAACCAUGUAGAGGUGAAGCUGCUUCAUGGAAGGGUUCCAAAAUGUCCUCAGGAUGGCUGCAAGACUGAGUUGGCUAUGGAUGCAUGUGGCAGGCUUUUGACUCCAAAACUGGCUGAAAUGUGGAAACAAAGGGUCAAAGAGGAGGCAAUACCUGUGACAGAGAGAGUUUACUGCCCUUUCCCGAAGAGAUGUGUUGAGUGUCGUGGGCUCUUCUGCGGGGACUGUAAAGUCCCGUGGCAUGGAAAGCAGUCAUGCACCGAGUACAAGAAAUCGCAUCCUAAUCCUCCAGCUGAUGAGGUGAAGCUAAACUCUCUUGCGAGUAAGAAAAUGUGGCGCCAGUGUAGCAACUGUCAACACAUGAUUGAGCUAACAGAGGGAUGCAAUCACAUAACUUGCAGAUGUGGGUUUAAGUUUUGCUACAACUGCGGAGGCGUAUGGGACGAGAAGACGGGGACUUGUACUAAAUGCUGCCCAGAGGAUGAAGAGUACAGCUACUUUGAUGAUUCUGAUUACGAAGAUUACCAAGAUAUUGAUUAUGAAGAUGACUCGCAUCUUCGAAUUGGGCGUCAAAUGAUGAGGAAUCUUGGUUUAGAAAUCCCACCGAAUUUUGAUCCUUUCUUCGACCUACCAGAUGGUGUGCUGUUUACCCCAGACAUGUUAUCUCCCAAGUCUCGUCAGCGAUUUUACGAGGAUGAUUCGGAUGAUGAUUCUGAUGAUGCACCGACUGGUCCACCUCAUUUUCCUCGUCCUGCAAAUGAUGCACCGUCGGGUCCACCUAAUUUUCCUCCUCCUGCAAAUGAUGCACCGUCGGGUCCACCUAAUGUUCCACCUCCAGCAGAUGAUGAGCAUAUUCGGAUUGGGCGUCAAAUAAUGAAAGAUCUUGGCAAAGAAAUCCCAGCAGAUUUUGAUCCUUUCUUCGACCUACCAGAUGGUGUGAUGUUUACCCCAGCAAUGUUGUCUCCCAACAGUCGUCAGCGCUUUUACGAGAAUGAUGAAUCUGAUGAUGAACCGGCUGGUCCAGCUCAGUUUCCUUUUGCAGCAGCAGAUGAGGAUUGCCCAUACUUUGGAAAGUAUGGAAAGUACACUCCACAGUACGACUCGGACGGCCUUGAAUACGAGGAUUACACCAACCCUUUCCAUCCUGACUACUAUCCUCAGUUUUGA
Messenger RNA from Microthlaspi erraticum, 2199 nucleotides. NCBI's taxonomy places the organism in Eukaryota, Viridiplantae, Streptophyta, Magnoliopsida, Brassicales, Brassicaceae. The record is from the annotation of a GenBank genome assembly.